AUGUCGCCCGUCGUGUCAACCUCCCUCGGUGAACCGCCGUUUUUUCUGUACUGCAAUCAUUGUAGAUGGGACUCUGCGGAAGUGGGUAUUACUUUUGAGAAGCCUACUGGUCUUGCUGCACAACUUCAGAAAUUUGAAGACUCUGCGCCAGAAUCGCUCGAGUUUGAGCGGCUGAAAGAACAUUUUGAGCCCUUCCUACGUGCAUCCUCCUCCUCUUCCGCGCUGCCAACGACGUCCUCACACCACCACACCAAUCCUAUCACAGCUGCCGCCUCGUCCGCUCUAGCGCGGGAUAUCCCCGGUGUCAGCAAGUACAAUCCACUAUCGCGUAGCCGCGUCGGACGCGACAAGAGCGGGCGCCACGAUAUUCCAGAGUACAAGGCGCGCGUCGAUAUCAGUGCCGCAGGAGGACUAGGUUCGGGUGGUGGUGAGGCUAAUGCGGAGUUUCUGCGUCACUUAGAAACCGUAGAAGAGGUGGCUUCUCUAGAGCAACGCUGGGUAGGAAGCUGGGUCUCAUCUUUGCAUACUAGCGACCUCAAGUCUAUGCGGAUCCCACUGCAGUCGAAGAAAUCUAAGCGAUGUCCAAGCUGCCGACACAUUCUCAUCAAGCCGGAACAGAAGGCGCAGUCGGUGAGGUAUAAGAUUAAGCUUGUUGCCGCGAAUUAUUUGCCCGCUAUAUCGGUGUCGCUACCUCACGUGCAAGCUGCAAUGGAAAUGAUGAAGCGAUCAACUGCUUUGAACAAAUCCACGGCCACUACCAUGACCAUGGAUGAGCAAAGCGUCGCUGCAGGAGCGCUGAUUGCAGGCAAAACGUAUUCGUUUCAUUUAGCGUUCACCAAUCCGCUAUAUGACCCGAUUCAGGUGCGUCUAAAGAAGGCACAGGUGAUGCCUACACUGGGAACAGACUCGGAUGCAGAGAAAGCGCGACGGCCAGCAUUUCAGGUCAAUUUGCCGAGUACGGCGUUCCCCAUCGCCGCAUUUGCGGAAGCAUGGGAGUACGAGGACGAUGAUGAGGACAUGUUUGGGUUAGACGACGAUGAAAUGGGCGCUGAUGGGUUGGGUCGACACCAGAGGGACGGCAGAGGCAAGAUGCGAACUGUUGGCGUGCUUGAGAAGCGGGCGAAUGUGACCGUGGUCGGUGGAGAAGUGAUUCUGACAAAAGAGGCGCGAGGGAGCGUUAAGUUCAACAUGUUAGUCUCGUACACAUAUCGCUCGGAUGACCCGGAGCCGGCGGAGGCAGAGCUUGGGACACCAUCACGAACUCAUCGACAGCCAGAGAUGAAGAAUUUUUCGUUCUAUACCGUUGUCGAUCUCGGGCGGAUCGCACCGCGAGAGGAGUCUCGAGCUGAUUCGGAGAUUUGA
This is a messenger RNA of Fibroporia radiculosa, 1362 nucleotides long. RefSeq lists its product as uncharacterized. Gene Ontology annotation, cellular component: dynactin complex. The transcript has 4 exons. NCBI's taxonomy places the organism in Eukaryota, Fungi, Basidiomycota, Agaricomycetes, Polyporales, Fibroporiaceae. The record is from RefSeq and is a predicted model, not a curated record. Bases 1 to 1362 code for a protein of 453 amino acids.